Paramecium pentaurelia is the source of this 798-nucleotide messenger RNA. The record is from the annotation of a GenBank genome assembly. NCBI's taxonomy places the organism in Eukaryota, Ciliophora, Oligohymenophorea, Peniculida, Parameciidae.
AUGUUAAUCGGGUUAAUUGAAGGUAAAUAGUUUGAUAAUUUAGCAUUUAAUGUGAUUUUCAAUUAUAGUUUAGCAAUAAUAAUAUCUCCAGGAUUGACAUCUUAAAUAUUUACUAAAACUAUUGAUAAAAAGGAAAAUCCAUUCAUUUAUGAUCCAAUUAAAUCUUAAUUCAAUAAAACAUAAUAAGCUAUAAAAUUGGAUCAAAGUACUUUGAAAUAUUGUGAUAAAUGUUGUUUACCAAAACCUUAGAGAACACAUCAUUGUAGUAUAUGUAAUAAAUGUGUAUUAAAAAUGGAUCAUCAUUGUCCUUGGAUUGGAUAAUGUGUUGGAUACUAGAAUCAUCGAUUCUUUAUUUUAUUCAUAACUCAUCUGAUGAUAGGAACAUUUUUCGUUUCAAUUUUAAAUUUAAAUAUAGUUAUGAGGUAUAAAUUUAAAUGGAAAUUUAGUAAUUAAUUUGAAGAGUAUAGAGUUCUAUAAUCAAAAGCAUUUUCAGUAAUUUAACCACUAAAUAUUUCUUUAUGUAUAAUGGCAUCAGCAUUUUCAGGUUGGACUUGGUAUUUGGCAAUGAAUGGAAUGACUACAAUAGAAUUUUGUAAUAAGAAUCAUGGAUUUAGAAAGAGUAAGAUAAUUCAGAAUUUAUAAUAAAUCUUUGGAGAUUUUGACAAUUGUAUAGAGAUGUUAUCACCAAGUGUUAGAGAUUUACCAUCAAAUGGAGUAAUUUGGUAUGAUACUAAAAUGGAAUAUUAAAAGAUACUAAAUGAAUUAUAGGAGGUAGAUGAAGAAGAUAAUAUUAGUUGA